GUGCCGCUGUAACCGCCGCUCUCCGCUGUCCGCUGUCCGCUGUCCGCUGUAGAAAGGCCCGCUGCUUUCGUCGCUCAGUCGUAUUCGACGACGAGCAAACGUCGGUUUCGACGUUUCGCGAUUCUGCUCCCUCUCUCUGAGAGUAAAACAGGGUUGUGGCGGUAGCAGACACGGGAGACAGCCGCGGGAGAGUGUCUCCUUGUGUCGUUGGCCGUGUUUCGGCGUGUCGUGGUUGUUCUGACGAGUGUUCGCGGUGGCUGGGAACAGGUUUACGGUCUGUUAGCAGCUGAUGAACUGGUUGAAGAAGAAGUGACAGUAGCUGUGUUGAAGAGAAAAGGAGAGUUGUCAGCUGCUUUAGGUUUAGCUUCGAUCGGCGUUGAGUAUCUUCCUGAAAAUCUCGGGGUCUCAUAAGGAUUCGGCUUCAUCUCCUACAUCAGCAUAUGCGAAAAGCCGUUGACAAUUUAUCACGAGAACACUGCAAAUCGACCAUUUUCAACCCUUCAACAAGCGCGCUGUGCCGGCGCAAUGACCUGAGCUGGGUCAUCCACCGGUGCCGCGAUGCCCCUUCAUCAGAUUAGCGUCACACCCGUGGAAAGAGCGAAGAGAGUCGAAGAGAGAGGCAUGCGACAUGAGGCCAAGGAGACGUUUCACGUGACCUCACCGACGCCGCCAUCGGCCGCCGAGCGAUGUAGCUCGAGAGCGUCCACCCUAUCCUACAGCAGGGACUUCUGCAGGAUAUGCCACUGCGAGGGCGACAGCGAUGUGCCACUGAUCUCUCCCUGCUACUGUGCCGGCUCACUGAGGUAUGUUCACCAGGCGUGUCUGCAGCAGUGGAUCAAAUCCUCCGACAUACGGUGUUGCGAGCUCUGCAAGUUCACCUUCAUCAUGCAGACCAAAACCAAACCGUUCAACAUGUGGGAGCGGCUCGACAUGGCCUCCUCCGAGCGUCGCAAACUCCUCUGCUCCGUCACCUUUCACGUCGUCGCCCUGACCUGCGUGGUCUGGUCACUGUACGUUCUCAUUGAACGUACGACCGAGGAGGUGCACUCUGGGGUACUCGGCUGGCCUUUUUGGACAAAACUUAUCGUUGUGGCCAUCGGCGUCACAGGAGGGAUAGUGUUUAUGUAUGUGCAGUGUAAAGUCUACGCACAGCUUUGUAGAAGGUGGAGGGCGUACAACCGGGUUAUAUUCGUACAGAAUGUACCCGAAAAGGUACCUCCGGCCGAUUUGGAGAUGGGGAGGGUCACGGGGACGGGAGGGGGAGCGGGGGAUGGUGUGGACGCCGCUGCUGCUCCUGUGUCGGACCACAUGCGAUGA
Amphibalanus amphitrite is the source of this 1317-nucleotide messenger RNA. Its product is annotated as E3 ubiquitin-protein ligase MARCHF8-like. Gene Ontology annotation, biological process: immune response; protein polyubiquitination; antigen processing and presentation of peptide antigen via MHC class II. Gene Ontology annotation, molecular function: zinc ion binding; MHC protein binding; ubiquitin protein ligase activity. The transcript is spliced from 8 exons. The coding region runs from base 559 to 1317 and encodes 252 amino acids. Gene Ontology annotation, cellular component: lysosome; cytoplasm; early endosome membrane. The record is from RefSeq and is a predicted model, not a curated record. Lineage: Eukaryota; Metazoa; Arthropoda; Thecostraca; Balanomorpha; Balanidae.